GCUUUUAUUUGAACUUAGAAAUUAAAAUUAAUUUCCCUCGUUAUUAUUCUACAUACUUGAUCCCAGAACUAUCACUAUUAUUUUUUUAAAUUAUUCACGCAAAGUUUGACCAACAUUUGACUUAUGAAAAUGGCUGAUAUAACAGACGAUAUAUUAAGCGCUUCCGACGACGAUGAAAGUCAGGUUGUGACAGCUGCUGAAGUUCUUCUAAAAAUUGAGAGCUUGUGGAGAACUGAACGUCUGUCUCCAACUCUCGAGUGCCACCAGAGUGAACUGGUCGACUGCAUGCUCGACCAGAUCACGCAGAUGAACAACAACUUGAGAAGAUGUAAGAAAACUGAUUUGCGUCUCGCAAUACAUCGCAUGGAGCUGGAGCGCGUGAGGUACGUGGUAGCCAGCUACCUCAGAUGUCGGCUCCUGAAAAUUGAGCGCUUCACGCAUUACCUGCUCGAAAAGCAUGGUGAGCUGGACGACCCUAGUCUAGCCUUGCUGUCCCCCCAGGAGCUGGACUACGCCAAGUCUUAUGCCCAGAGCAUCGAGUCUCACUUCAACAAGCUCGUCUUACGACACAUCACUCACGAGAAACUCGCAGAAUUUGAUGCCAAGAAAAUGAGUGUUGUCCCUAACAUGAACGGUUAUGUCUUCCUGAAAGUACUGAAAGAUUCGCCUGGUGUUCUUAUUAGUGAUCAAGUGGGCGAAAAUGCUGACGAAGAAGUUGACCUGGUGGCAGGUGACCAGCAUUUAAUGAUGUACAGCAGCAUACAAGAGCUCCUCAAGUCCGGACAUGUCGAGCUUAUUUAACUGCCACCGUAGAUUAAAUAGAUUUAUUGUGAUAAUCCAUACGGCGGCUAAUCCAACGAAGAGUGACUGGUCAGUAGAAUGUUUUUGGUGGAGACGCUCUGUAAAUAUAUAGUAAUUUACUGCUGAAAUACGUCUAAUGUUGCGAUGAGUUAUUGUUUUCAUAUGCAUUGUGGAGAAAAGAGAAAUGUUCACUCUCAAUUAACACUCUUAAUUUCUCUCUCAGCUCACUCAAAUUCAAGCGCCAGGACUGAUAUUCCUUAUCUUAUAGAAUCUUAAAAAUACUCUCAUACAAAAUGGAACGUAAAUAUUUCCUUAGCAAGGUUAUAUGCACCGUGCAGUGCUGCAAUGUUAGCUUCUUGUCAACGAUAAAGUUGGAAUGUUCAGCGCGGGCUGGAACAAUACCUCGAUCAAAACCGCUAAAUUUCGCUAAUCAGCCUGUCAUAUAUUCCUAAAUUCAUGUUCUGUGAAUUUUUUGAGUGCACUUUAUACAUUUUUCUAUUAUUUUUUUGACAUGUAAUUAUGAAGUAUGGUUGCUAUUAUUCAUUGAAUUUACUACAAUCCUCUGUUGCAUUUCCGUAAUUGUUACUGUACGACGGGGCAAGGUUUGCUCUUGUGACAUAUUUGCUCCUUUUUGAGUAUUGCGUUGAAAGUUCUCAAGCAAUUCCAUUCUCUCCAUGUCCAUACUAACAACCGUCAAGCGAAAAAAUCCAUAAUGUGUUACAAUCUUACAAGUGAUAUUUUUGUGUGCGGCCUCGUGCUAAAUGAGUGUUAGUCCUGUAGACUCCUGCUUAAGAAUUCGGACGCAGCGGCUGCACCGUAACAAUUAUCUCAUGUUUAGGGCAUAAGUGCACUGUCUAGAAGUAGUGCACUCGUAUUACACUUGAAAUUAUUCCUUUAACCUCUGCAAUGAAUAUGAUAUGGUGGACAAACGCUAUGCUUGUAUUGAACUGCAUGUAUUCUUGUGUUCAGUUUGGCAAGUUAACACCUAAAUACCCCAUGUAUAUUGUGUAAAUAAUAUAAUUGUUCGUAUCCGUUCAUUUUCCGUUGUUUGCACAACUUUACGUUGUGAUGGUCAUUUCUUAAGAAGUUACUUUUUGUUCUUCAAUACACGGCCUAGAAUAGUGCGCUAGUUGAGGUUUGCAUGCUUGUUGUUUCCAAUUCGAGUGCGGCAAUCAGUCGUAAGAAGAGAAAUUAAUUUCAACGAGAUCCAGUUUCCAAUAAACUUGGCACACAAGUA
This is a messenger RNA of Hyalella azteca, 2038 nucleotides long. RefSeq names its product DNA replication complex GINS protein SLD5-like (gene Sld5). The record is from RefSeq and is a predicted model, not a curated record. The transcript has a single exon. Bases 124 to 801 code for a protein of 225 amino acids. Gene Ontology annotation, cellular component: GINS complex. Gene Ontology annotation, biological process: DNA-templated DNA replication; double-strand break repair via break-induced replication. NCBI's taxonomy places the organism in Eukaryota, Metazoa, Arthropoda, Malacostraca, Amphipoda, Hyalellidae.